Molecule: messenger RNA, 540 nt
Organism: Malassezia globosa CBS 7966
Lineage: Eukaryota; Fungi; Basidiomycota; Malasseziomycetes; Malasseziales; Malasseziaceae
Exons: 1
Coding region: 1-540 (179 amino acids)
Source: RefSeq, a predicted model, not a curated record
AUGCAAGUGGGCCUUGCGUCUGUGCCGCUAUCACUAUCGGCAUGGAUAUCAGGUGCCUACCGGACCCGUGCAUCGCAAGAGACCGUCCAUGAUGACGUGGCGGAACAGGAAUGGCAUAACUGGUGGAAAGAAAUUGCGUCAUUUAUGCGUGAGAGCCGCUUAGACAUGGCCGUCAUUCUUCUGUCGUAUCGAGAACGGAAGAAUGACCGCGAGCACGGUGGUGAACGAAUGAAGAGCCGGCGUGACCUUGCCAUGGCCUUCCAUGGCGCGCCAGACAUACUGCAGCGCAUUGCUUCUUCGCUAGAACAGCAUGGCACGCAGCAGCUGUUCCCUGAUGGUGUGCAUUUGCAACUCGAUACAUGGAAAGGUGAGCGACGCACAAGCAGUGGGCAGCGCGAGCGUGUGGGAGGUCUCGAAGUAUCACGUCAGGUGCGAGGAAUGCCAGGAAUCAGUGGCAUAGUGUGGCGCCAGCGUAAUACGCAGGCGAAUCGCAAGAUCGUACAGCCAGCCCUGCAGCGUGUACUGCAAACAGCCCUAUAG